Molecule: messenger RNA, 866 nt
Organism: Spathaspora passalidarum NRRL Y-27907
Lineage: Eukaryota; Fungi; Ascomycota; Pichiomycetes; Serinales; Debaryomycetaceae
Product: Golgi transport complex subunit
Exons: 1
Biological process (GO): intra-Golgi vesicle-mediated transport; Golgi organization; protein transport
Cellular component (GO): COG complex; membrane
Source: RefSeq, a predicted model, not a curated record
GAAUCAAUUACAAUGGAAAAUGAAUUUGACAUAUUAAAUGGAACAGAUGAAUUUCCAUAUCCUACAUCUAUAGUACGAACUGAUUUUAAAAAUUUCGAUGAUGAAGAAAUUGACGAAUUUUUGUACAAGAAUCAUCGAUUUACAUCCAUGGAUGUAUUGAUUAAAGAAUUAUCUGAUUUAUCCAAGAAUCUAAACCAGACAUUAUUAGAUUUGGUCAAUAAUGAUUAUCAUGAUUUCAUCAAGUUGGGUAAGUCAAUCAACGGAGGUCUUGACCUAAUUAAUAUCAUAUCUGGGGAUUUAAAAGGGUUUAAAUUGGAGUUAAUUAGUUAUAAGAAUAAGUUCAAUACGGGAUAUAAAUCAAUAAAUAAUUUGCUUGUCAAGCGACAGAAGCUCAUUGAAUUGAAAACUAGUGGGAAGCUAUGUUUGUUGUUACAUGAUCAAGCAAUUGAAUUUGACAACUGUAUUGAAGAAAAGAAUAGCGAUUUAAGCACUCAAUUAAAAAAGUUAACCAGUUUGUAUUUGUCAAUUAUAAAUAUAUCCCAGUUUCUAGAGAAACGAGAGUUACCAAAUCAAUUUCAAAAUUCAUAUUUAGCCAACAAGAUUUCUUCCUUGAAAUUUGAAUACAAGAGUUAUUUGGAUCAAGUUACACAACGGGAGAUUCACAGAAAGAAAGAUAAGAACCCAGCAUUAGUAUUGGAGUUGCUAAACAUUCAUAAGAUGAUUGGACAAGAAUCUGACAUUUUAAAUAUACUCCAUAAGUAGAAGCUGUUAGCGCUUAUGUAUAAUAGAGAUUCAUAUUAGUACUAUAUCAGCUAGUGCUGACAUUUACACAGUCAGUUGAAAUUUGUAUGUAGAGUACUAUUUGC